This is a messenger RNA of Anisakis simplex (herring worm), 327 nucleotides long. The record is from the annotation of a GenBank genome assembly. Lineage: Eukaryota; Metazoa; Nematoda; Chromadorea; Rhabditida; Anisakidae.
AUGAUCAUAUGUGAUAUUAGUGAUGAUUGUAAUGUAUCUGUGCUGCGACACGGUCGCACGUUACCGUGUGAAAUACGUGAGCAAGGUACUUCUGGGAUAUAUCGAGUCGCUUUCACGCCAGACGGUGCGGGACAAUAUAAAAUUCACGUCUUAUUCAACAACAUGGAAGUGAAAGGAUCUCCAUUCAUUCUGGAUAUAGCUGAUGCAAGUUCAGUGUCUGUAUAUGGUGAUAAUUUGAGAAUGACAUCAGUUGAUCGUUUGAGUACGUUCAUGAUACAUGCGAUUGGAGCUGAUCUCAAAGAUAUCACUGUCACGAUCACUGGUUAU